AUGGUCCUGGAUGCCGUCCGCUGUUCACUGAGUGGGCUGAGCGCGUCGCUGCCGCUGGCAGAGCGGCUGCGCCUGCGUCUGGGCGUGCUUUCCACGGAGGAGCGGCUCCGCCAAGCGGAGGCCAAGCUCCUGCAGAACGUGUCCAAGGUGCACAUCUCAGAGGUGCCGGUGGGCCAGGGCGAGACCAUCCACACCUUGAGCCUGGCCAAGUCCGGCGCCGCCGGCCUGGCGCCGGUUCUGCUGAUCCACGGCUACUUCAUGGGUUCCGCCAGCUGGGCGCAGAGUAUGGAGCCCUUGACCACGAGCGGGCGCUCCGUGCACGCCAUCGACUGGCCUGGCUGGGGGCUUUCAACCAGGAACAACUUUUCAGAAACGCAGGGCGCUGAGGCCUGUGAGGACUUCUUCGUCGAAGGCAUCGAGCAUUGGCGGAGAGCCAUGGGGCUGGAACGGGUGGUUUUGUUGGGCCACAGCUUUGGGGGCUACUUCGCAGCCUGCUACGCCAUGAAGUACCCCCAGCGCGUGGAGUCCUUGAUCCUCGCCAGCCCUGUGGGCAUGCUUCCCAAGAGCCCCGAUGCCGGAUUCACGGAGGAGCGGCUGCAGUCGAUGGCAUGGUGGCAGAGGAUCUUGCUGCUGCGCGUCCAGAAGAUGUGGGAGGCAGGUUGGACCCCCAUGGACUUCGUCCGCGCCUUGGGGCCCUUGGGCGCAUGGCUCACCAGCUGGUACAUGGAUCGCCGGUUCUCCCGGCCCCGGGCGCUUGGUCUCCUGGGCCAAUUGGACGCGGAGGCAAGCGCGGAGUAUUUGCACCGCCUGGCUCAGCGAAGAGGAUCAGAACAGUGCCUGGGCCAGCUGCUGGACUUCGGGGCCUGGCCGAAACUUCCGCUGGCGCCACGCCUGGCGCGGCGCCUGGCGGAGGCGGAAUCGGCGGUGCCGGUGACGCUGCUCUACGGGCAGCAGGACUGGAUGGAUGUGAAUGGCGGAGCUUGGCUCGCCCGGCAGCUGCGUGAUGAGACUCAGAUCAUCGUGGUGGAAAACGCGGGGCACCAGCUCUUCCUGGACAACCCCCAGGGAUCUCCAAAGAACGAGGAGUACACGUCCCGUGUCGCGGGCACCAUGUCCAGGCUGGUGGCGGCGGCAGAGGUUCUCUUGGCAGUGCGCCAGCGCACCUUGAGGGCCUUGGAAGAGCUGAACGAGCAGCUCACCAAGCAGUGGUUCCGUGUGAACUCCGGGAACACCGUGGCGGCAGGCCUCGCAGUGGCCUCCUUCGGCUCGCUCUUCGUGGCGCCGCCCAUGGGCGUGGCGCUGGGCGCCUCCAGCGCCGCCAUGGGCCUCGGCAGCCGCACCGGGGACGCCGUGGCGGAGGCGGACAAGGGCCGGAGCCUUGCCAAGCUCAUGGAGGUGGACUCCACAGAGCAGCUCGCCUUCGAGUCCGUGGAGUCGGAGUUGCGCUGCGUCCUCGCCCGCGCGGCGGCGGCCGCCAAGCAGCGCCAGACCGCGCCCAAGGCGGCGGCCCUCGCGGCGUACGCCCAGACGGCGAAUUUGGUGCUGGUGCGUUCGGCCAAGUACAUCGCGCUGAGCCAGGCGGGGGCCGAGGGCGUGGCAUUGGCCGGGCGGCUGCUGGGCGGCGUGGGCGCCGGCCUGGCGGUGGGGGUGGCGGUGCACGGAUGGUCCACCCUGAAGCCUAUGCAGAAGCUGGUGAAGGAGAAGAUCGACGAGAUCCAGAGGUCCAUGGAGUAUCUGGAAGGCCUGCGGAAGCAGAUGUGCAGCGCCUUGGUUUGCCCCGGCUGCGGGGAGGCCUUGUCCUUCGGGCGCGAGGAUUUGCGGCGCUGCAGCCGCUUCCAUUGCUUCCAUGCCAGAUGUGUGGAGCAGGAGCCCAGCUGCCCGCAGUGUUUGGACCCCGUGGCGAAGGUGAAGAGCAGCGACCAGCUGAAUGCGCUGCUGUGGCUCGCCGGGCUCCGCGACUUCUGCGCGGUGACUUUGGAGGCCUUGGGCCCGCAGCUGCAGAAGGCCAACGACCGGCUUCAGCGCCUGGCCGCAGAGGAUGUGCGAGGCCUCUUCAUGAAGUCGGCGCCGGAGGACUGGUGGAGAGUCCUUCUUCCUUCAGCAGCAGCCCAAAAAAGAUGGACGAGGCC
Molecule: messenger RNA, 2129 nt
Organism: Effrenium voratum
Lineage: Eukaryota; Dinophyceae; Suessiales; Symbiodiniaceae
Source: the annotation of a GenBank genome assembly